AUGGCCGCGAAUGAAUAUCAGAAUCCUACUCAGCGUCUUCAUCAGGGUAAGGUAGCAGGGAUUCUGGAUGUUGAUGCUACUUCAGCCAUAGCUGCUCAGCUUAAGGCUCUUACUAUGAAGGUGGAUUCUUUGACUUUGGAGAAUCAGAUUGGGCAGAUUGCUAACGCGUUGAUAAACGGAGCACAAGGAACUCUUCCUAGUGAUACCGAGGCCAAUCCGGGUAAGAAAGAGAUGAAGGAACAGCAAGUGUAUCCACCUCCCCCUUUUCCGAAGAGACUUCAGAAGCAUAAGCUCGACAAACAAUUCGCUAAAUUUCUAGAGGUUUUCAAGAAAUUGCAAAUCAAUAUACCUUUUGGGGAAGCUCUAGAACAGAUGCCGAGCUAUGCUAAGUUCAUGAAAGGUAUUCUAUCUCGGAAGCUGAAGCUUGAGGACUUGGAGACCGUUGCUCUAACGGAAGAGUGCAGUGCGGUGCUGCAACAGAAAUUGCCUCCGAAACUUAAAGAUCCCGGAAGUUUCACAAUACCAUGUACUAUUGGCAAGUUAUCUUUCGACAAGUGUUUGUGUGACCUGGGAGCUAGUAUCAAUCUGAUGCCGUUGUCUGUCUUCAAGAAACUUGGGCUGCCGGAGCCGAAACCUACGAACAUGUCAUUACAACUGGCUGAUCGGUCCAUCACUUACCCACGUGGUAUAGUGGAGGAUGUCUUGGUUAAGGUGGAUAAGCUCAUAUUUCCUGCUGAUUUUGUCAUUCUAGACUUCGAGGAGGAUAAGCAGAUUCCCAUUAUCUUGGGGAGGCCGUUCUUAGCUACAGGCCAAACUUUGAUCGAUGUGUUCGACGCAAUGAAAUUUCCAACCGACGAAGAAGAAUGCUUUAAGGUGGAGCCACUAGAAGCUGUUGAAAAUUCUGUGUCGGGGCAAAAGCUAAGGCCAAGUACCUUUGAGAGAGUCUUAACAAGGGAUUCUGAUUUCGAAGAUGAAGGAGUAGCAGAGCUUGAAAAUUCUCAAGAGCAUCGUAAUCCAUUUAUUGAAGAAGCUCCCGAACUCGAACUCAAACUACCUCCAGAUCUCUUAAGUGAUGUGUAG
Daucus carota subsp. sativus is the source of this 1080-nucleotide messenger RNA. RefSeq lists its product as uncharacterized. The coding region runs from base 1 to 1080 and encodes 359 amino acids. The transcript is spliced from 4 exons. Lineage: Eukaryota; Viridiplantae; Streptophyta; Magnoliopsida; Apiales; Apiaceae. The record is from RefSeq and is a predicted model, not a curated record.